This is a messenger RNA of Kwoniella shivajii, 1140 nucleotides long. RefSeq names its product tartrate dehydrogenase. The record is from RefSeq and is a predicted model, not a curated record. Gene Ontology annotation, molecular function: oxidoreductase activity, acting on the CH-OH group of donors, NAD or NADP as acceptor; NAD binding; magnesium ion binding. The transcript has 6 exons. NCBI's taxonomy places the organism in Eukaryota, Fungi, Basidiomycota, Tremellomycetes, Tremellales, Cryptococcaceae. The coding region runs from base 1 to 1140 and encodes 379 amino acids.
AUGUCACUAAUUGGAAAUCAUUCCGGUGCCCAGCAUGAAUCUGCCUUCGAGGGAUAUGCUAACCGGCCCGAAAGAAAAUCUACAUAUGAAGUAGCUCAAAUUGGUGGGGAUGGUAUCGGACCAGAAGUAAUCAAUGCGGGGGUACAAGCGAUUCACGCUGUUGCUAAGAAAAUUGGAACUUUUACAGUCAACUUCAUGGAGCUAGACUGGUCUUCAGACCGAUAUAAAAGGAGUGGAAAAUAUGUCCCAGAGGAUUACAUCGAGAUUCUUCACAGAUACGACGCUAUCCUCUUUGGCGCUGUUGGCGCUCCCGAUGUUCCCGAUCAUGUAUCACUUUGGGGCCUGAGACUAGCCAUAUGUCAGCCCCACAUGUAUGCCAACGUUCGUCGCACAAAAGUUCUUCCCGGCAUUAGCUCCCCUCUCAAAGGUCUCUCACCGGGCGAUCUGGAUUGGUGUAUAAUCCGUGAGAACUCUGAAGGUGAAUACGCUGGUCACGGUGGCCGGUCCCACAGAGGUCUAGAGCAUGAAAUUGGAACAGAGGUGACGAUUUUCACCAGAACUGCGAUUCGCCGAAUCGCACGUUAUGCUUUCCAAGUUGCACGAUCCAGACCCCGAAAGCUCUUGACUUACGUCACAAAGUCCAACGCCAUGAGGAAUGGUAUGGUGCUAUGGGAUGAAGUCAUCAAAGAGGUCGCUAAGGAAUUCCCAGACGUUACUAUGGACCAUAUGCUUGUGGACGCGAUGACAGUUCGGAUGACUCUACAGCCCAAGUCUUUGGACACGAUCCUUGCAACCAACUUGCAUGCGGAUAUAUUGUCAGACUUAGCUGCUGCACUUGCAGGAUCAAUAGGUAUCGCCCCGACUGCAAAUAUCGAUCCGUCACGAACCAUGCCGUCUAUGUUUGAGCCAAUUCAUGGGUCAGCUUUUGACAUCACAGGUAUGGGUGUCGCCAACCCUGUUGGUACGUUCUGGAGUGCUUGUGAGAUGCUUGACUGGCUUGGUGAGAGUGAAGCUUCCCAACUACUCAUGGAAGCUAUUGAGAAGACUUGCGCGGACGGGAUAAAGACCAGGGACCUGGGCGGUAACGCCAACACUCAGGAAGUCACAAAUGCGGUCAUUGAGCGGAUCGAGGCUUUGUAG